This is a messenger RNA of Haplochromis burtoni (Burton's mouthbrooder), 2462 nucleotides long. RefSeq names its product olfactomedin-like. Bases 78 to 1469 code for a protein of 463 amino acids. The record is from RefSeq and is a predicted model, not a curated record. NCBI's taxonomy places the organism in Eukaryota, Metazoa, Chordata, Actinopteri, Cichliformes, Cichlidae. The transcript is spliced from 5 exons. Gene Ontology annotation, biological process: signal transduction.
UUAGAGAAAACAGAAGAGCACUGUGUGUGUGUGUGUGUGCAUCUUUGUUGGUCCAGUCUCAGUUUUUCCAGCUAAACAUGCUGCAGAUACUUCUAUUGCUACUGCUGUCAUCCACGGCUGACAGCCGGAGUCAGCGAGUGUCGGGCUACAAGAAGGCAAAUGCAUGUGUGUGCCAGCUAAACUCCACCAUGUGGCUGUUCCCUGCUCAGAAGUUUAAGUACGUGUUGGAGGAAGUUCAUACCUGUGAAGGAUCUCUGAAUAACCUACAAGAAGAGCUGACGUUCUCCAGCCAACGUCUUCCACUGAUCCAGGAUCAGUUUUCCAACUUUACGGCUCGGCUGGAACCCUACAACUACCUGCAUUUCAGGGGCCUGUAUACAGAACUGUCCCUGCGCCAGCUGGGCCAGGAGCUCAGCCAGUUACAGGUGGACAUCGAUGUGGUCCACAGCCAGCUUAACAACUCCGAGACACAGAAACUCUCCAAAGAGGCUGAUAGACUGCAUAAACAUGUAAACAAGAUGCAAACAAUAGACACGCUUAACAUGAAGACUGUGAAGGAGAAACUGCGCUACCUAAAGAAUAAUGUGGAGACCUGCAAGUCAAUCCCCAAAGACUUCAGAGGUCAUGACAGGCACUGCCUCAGAGGUCUGAUCACCAACAUCAGUGACCCUAUCACAGCUAAAGUCAGUCCUCAUGGUAAGAGCUACAUCUCUGGUUCGUGGGGAAAACAAGCCCAGAAAGAGAGCGAUGGGCAGAAGAACAGUUACUGGGUUCAACCUCUGCUCAGCAGCCACAUCUGGGGCAACACUGUGCGCCUUUACCAAACCUAUGAAGACCUCAUGGCCUCAACAAACCACAGAGACUUUACCUUUGCUUCAUCUUACAGUCAUCCCAGCGCCAUUGAGGGUCCGAGUGCUGUGCUGUAUGGUGAGGCUCUGUUUUAUCACUGCUACCGCUCUGCAGACAUUUGCCGGUACGACCUGGAGACCAACGAGGUCAAACGGGUGACUCUUCCAGGCACCGGUGUGGGUUUCAACAACAAGUUCCCCUAUUGUUACUACGAUUGCCGGCUCAAUAGUGAUGUUGAUGUAGAGGCAGAUGAAACAGGACUGUGGGCUCUCUAUGCCACUAUAGGUAACCAUGGUAACCUCGUGAUCAGCCGCUUAGUUUGGGACAGCGAGGUGAAGAGUCUCAAUGUGACACAGACGUGGGAAACGAGGUUGUUCAAGAAGGCAGUGAGUAAUGCCUUCAUGGUGUGCGGUGUGAUGUACGCAACUCGUUACGUUAAUGAGUACCGGGAGGAGGUGUUCUACGCCUUCGACACAGCCACAGGCAAAGAAGACAACUCACUAGCAAUACCACUGGAGAAGGUAGCUAAAGCAGUGGCUAGUCUGAGCUACAAUCCCACCAACAAGCAGAUCUACAUGUACAACGAUGGAUACUUGCUGGCCUACCAGGUUUACUUCUGAUCUAAAGCUUGUUAAACAGUAAGAAAAAAGCAAUGAUUUAAAGUUCAGUUUGAGGACUAUUUUAUGCAAGCAAUACAAAUAUCACAAAUAUGUCAUGUAUGCUGUAAAAAAUUUAAAAAAUCUAUCUAUCUAUCUAUCUAUCUAUCUAUCUAUCUAUCUAUCUAUCUAUCUAUCUAUCUAUCUAGGCCUAGCUUGAGAGUACACGUUAAUAUUUUAGCUGUUAUGGGGCUACAACUCUUUAUGCUUCCACUACCAUGGGGGCUGCUUUGGACUUUAUCUUCCAUAUCUGCUUCCAUUGCUGCACAUGGACGUCCCUCUCCUGUCCUGGUUCUGCUGGAGGUUCCUUCCUGUUAAAAAGGAGUUUUUCCUUUCCACUGUCGUCAAAUCUUGCUCAUUGGAGUGAUAUGAUUGUUGGGUUUUCUCUGUUUUUUUAUAUUAUUAUGGGGUUUUUACAAUAUAAAAUGCCUUGAGGGAAGUGUUGUUGUGACUUAGUGCUAUAUAAAUAAAACUGAACUGAAUUCAAAUUUAGGGUUUUGGUGUUGUAGAAACUAUGUAAUGUAAAUGAGAAAGUAAACACUAUUUCAAAUUUAGGGUUUUGCAUAUUAGCAAAUAUUAACAAAAAUCAUUGGAACCUUAAAAGAAAAUUAUUUAAAUACAAACUCAGAUGAAAACAUGACAUAUUUCAUCAUGUCACUUAUUUAACAAAAAAUAUAAUCAAUGUGAAAAAUUAAGUGCAGUGUACUCUAUGAUUCAGUAAAUUGUAGAGACACGUGUAUAAUCUUUUUGAGAAACUUUAUCAGUCAGUCAGAUUAUUAUUGACACAUUUUGACUCUCUUUUCUUUACAAAAAUUGUUCAUUCGAUUAAGGUUCUCAGGCAUUGAUUUGUGCACUUGUAUUAUGAACCAUAAAUGUGUAACAUUUUAUCUGAUACUUGAAGGAGAAACUUAAAUGUUAACCAUUGUAAAUUUCAGUCAUUGUAAAUGCACUGUAAAA